Ricinus communis (castor bean) is the source of this 1688-nucleotide messenger RNA. Its product is annotated as vicilin-like seed storage protein At2g28490. The transcript is spliced from 5 exons. Lineage: Eukaryota; Viridiplantae; Streptophyta; Magnoliopsida; Malpighiales; Euphorbiaceae. The record is from RefSeq and is a predicted model, not a curated record. Bases 93 to 1541 code for a protein of 482 amino acids.
CAUUCAUCCCCACCUAUCUUCCUACCCGAAAGAAGCAAACCAUUUGAUCAAAAAACCCAUUGAAAAACGAAGCAGGAGAAGGCCAAACCAUUAUGGGAAAUAGAGUUCCAUUUCUGCUCUUACUUCUUGUUUUGUGCUAUGGAGUCACCAUGACAAUGGGGCUUUAUAGAGAUGGUAGGAGUAUGGAGGAGAAGGAGGAGGAGGCGACGGAGAGAAGAGAGGGAGAAGAUUGGUUCUUGUUGCAGGAUUCUAAGCAUGUUGUGAAAACUGAUGCUGGUGAUAUGAGAGUGGUGAAGAAUUUUGGUGGCAGGAUUUUGGAGAGGCCUAUGCAUAUUGGGUUCAUUACUAUGGAGCCCAAGUCUCUUUUUAUACCUCAGUAUCUUGAUUCCAACUUGAUCAUUUUCAUCAGUAGGGGAGAAGCAAAGAUUGGACUGAUAUACAAAAGUGAGUUGGCUGAGAGGCGACUGAAGAUGGGAGAUAUAUAUAGAAUCCCAGCUGGUUCAGCCUUCUACUUGGUGAACACAGGUGAAGGACAGAGACUUCAUGUGGUUUGCAGCAUUGACCCAUCUGAGGGCUUGGGAUUGGGUGCUGUCCAGUCUUUCUUCAUUGGUGGAGGGACGUAUCCGACAUCUAUUCUUGCUGGUUUUGAGCCAGAAACACUUGCAACAGCCUUUAAUAUAACAAUGGAAGAAGUAAGGGAGCUCACGAGCAGGCAAAGUGAUGGUCCAAUCAUAUAUCUAGAGGACUCCCGAGCACCAAGGAUAUGGACAAAAUAUUUUCAAAUGAAGGAGAAAGAGAGGCUGAAGCAUAUGAAGAGAAUGAUGGAUUUCCAAAAUGAACCCAUGGAAGAAGAAGAGAGAACAUCAUGGGCAUGGGGGAGACUAUUGAAUUAUGUAUUGGGACAGGAAAAUGAGAAGAAAAGGCACGACAGAAAAGGUAAAUCCCCUGAUUCUUACAACAUCUACAAGAAAUCCCCAGACUUCAGAAACAAUUAUGGAUCUAGUAUUGCCAUUGAUGAAGCUGAAUAUGAUCCUCUCAAAAACUCUGGCAUUGGAGUAUAUUAUGUCAACCUCACCGCGGGAUCGAUGAUGGCACCGCAUAUGAACCCAACAGCAACAGAAUAUGGAAUUGUUUUGAGGGGAAGUGGAGUGAUAGAGAUUGUGUAUCCAAACGGAACACAAGCAAUGAAAGCUAAAGUAGCAGAAGGUGAUGUGUUCUGGGUACCAAGAUACUUUCCAUUUUGUCAAAUCGCAUCAAGAACAGGUCCGUUUGAGUUCUUUGGAUUCACAACCUCAGCUCGCAAGAACAGGCCACAGUUCUUGGCUGGUGCAAGCUCAGUCCUUACCACAUUGAGAGGCCCUGAGCUUGCAGCUGCAUUUGGAAUGUCCAAGGAAAGGGUUGAAAGCUUCAUUAAUGCGCAGCGUGAGGCUGUUAUAUUACCUUCAGCAUCCGCAGCUCCACCGGAUGAGAUGGAGAAGAAGGUUGGCUUGGACAGGGUGCCAAGGGAAAUGAUGAAAAACUUGUAUGAUCUUAGGUUUUGAUUAGACAAUGUGUAGUGUGAAGAAACAAUGUGUUAGCAAAUUAAUUGUUUUUUUUUUUUUUUUUUUUCCUUUCUUUGCUUUUCUUUCGGAGUUUGUUAAAUGAGUUUCUCGAGUUGUGAAUAAAAUCAACUUCGCUUUUUUAUUGUA